Entrophospora sp. SA101 is the source of this 894-nucleotide messenger RNA. Lineage: Eukaryota; Fungi; Glomeromycota; Glomeromycetes; Entrophosporales; Entrophosporaceae. The record is from the annotation of a GenBank genome assembly.
AUGUGGAAACCUUCUAUUACAGGCACAAAUAAUAUUCCUUUAGGAAAAAGAAGGCUAUAUGAUACAUCUGAUGAACAAGAAUUACAAGUAACCCAAAAUUACAGUCCGGAGCCUAACUACCCUACUGGAUUUUCACUUAAAAGAUCUAAUGAUAAUGACGACGACCAACAAUCAGAUGAAAGAGAAGAACGUAAGCGUAAGAGAAGAAGUAGAUGGGGUGGCGAGGAAUCAAAGGUAAACAUUCCAGGACUACCAACUGCAAUCACUUCAAAGAUGUCAAAGGAACAGUUGGAUGCCUAUCUUUUACAUAUGAGAUUAGAAGAAAUUGGCAGAAAAUUAAGAACUGGAGAUUAUGUUCCACCAGAACGUGAAAGAUCGUUAUCACCCAAACCUAUUUAUGAUUCACAAGGAAAGCGUGUCAAUACUCGGGAGUAUCGUUAUCGUAAAAAAUUAGAAGAUGAAAGACACAGGUUAAUCGAGGAUGCUAUCAAAAUGAAUCCAGAUUUUAAACCACCUGCUGAUUAUAAGCGUCCUACCAAAAUGCAGGAUAAAGUUUAUAUACCAGCAAGAGAAUUUCCCGAGAUCAAUUUCAUUGGUUUAUUGAUUGGUCCUCGUGGUAACACUUUAAAAAAAAUGGAAUCAGAAUCCGGUGCCAAGAUUAGUAUUCGUGGUAAAGGAAGUGUCAAAGAAGGAAAGAGUAGGACAGAUUCUGCUGCAAAUGCUAAUCAAGAAGAAGAUUUGCAUUGUCUGGUUACUGCUGAUUCCGAGGAUAAGGUAGAGAAGGCAGUUGAAAUGGUCAAUAAGAUUAUUGAAAAUUCAGCUUCCGUUCCGGAAGGUCAAAACGAACUUAAAAGACAACAAUUACGUGAAUUGGCAGCUCUUAAUGUGUACUGA